This is a messenger RNA of Apaloderma vittatum (bar-tailed trogon), 1305 nucleotides long. It is a transcript of the gene NUCKS1, whose product is annotated as nuclear casein kinase and cyclin-dependent kinase substrate 1. Gene Ontology annotation, molecular function: single-stranded DNA binding; double-stranded DNA binding. Lineage: Eukaryota; Metazoa; Chordata; Aves; Trogoniformes; Trogonidae. Gene Ontology annotation, biological process: double-strand break repair via homologous recombination; interstrand cross-link repair. The annotation marks the transcript as partial. The record is from RefSeq and is a predicted model, not a curated record. The transcript is spliced from 7 exons. Gene Ontology annotation, cellular component: cytoplasm.
GAACAGGAAAGUGGUCGAUUACUCCCAGUUUCAGGAAUCAGAUGAUGCUGAUGAAGAUUAUGGAAGAGAUUCAGGUCCCCCAUCCAAGAAAAUCCGUUCGUCUCCUCGGGAGGCUAAAAAUAAGAGGCGAUCCGGGAAGAAUUCUCAGGAGGACAGUGAGGAUUCAGAAGAAAAAGAUGUGAAGACUAAGAAAGACGAUUCACACUCAGCAGAUGAAGAUUUUGGCAGUGAAGAUGAUGACUUGGGAGCAGAUGAUGGCAAAGCGGACAGUGACUAUGAGAGCUCUCAAAAAAGCAAAAAAGGAAAAAAGGCUAAACCAGAAAAGAAUAAGAGAGCAGCCUCCAAAUCCAGGAAAAGGCCUGCAGAGGACAGCGAGGACGAGAAAGAAGACCACAAAAAUGUGCGUCAGCAACGACAGGCAGCAUCCAAAGCAGCUUCUAAACAACGGGAGAUGCUUAUGGAUGAUGUGGGUAGCGAGGAGGAAGAACAAGAGGAUGAUGAGGCACAGUUCCAGGAGAAUUCAGGAAGCGAUGAAGACUUCCUCAUGGAAGAUGAUGAUGAUAGUGACUAUGGCAGUUCAAAAAAGAAAAACAAAAAGGUCUCCAAGAAAUCCAAGCCAGAGAGGAAAGAAAAGAAAAUGCCGAAGCCCAGGCUAAAGGCUACAGUGACCCCCAGUCCAGUGAAAGGCAAAGGGAAGGCAGGCCGCCCCACAGCUGCCAAGGCAACAAAAGAAAAGACCCCAUCCCCCAAAGAAGAGGAUGAAGAACCCGAAAGUCCCCCAGAAAAGAAAAAGUCAGCCAGCCCUCCACCAGAGAAGUCAGGGGAUGAGGGAUCUGAAGAUGAAGCACCCUCUGGUGAAGAUUAAAUGGCAGUUGAGGAAAUCUUUGUUUAAAAAAAAAAAAGAAAAAAAAAGAAAAAGGAAAAGAAAACAUACUUAGGGGUAGAACACGGUUUUGGCUGUGGCUUGACUCAUGGGCUUUGAACGCUGUCUUUACUUUCAGCUGUUUAAUACAGUGUAUCCUUUUUUUAAUAAGAGGAAACCCUUAUACAGUAAUAUUUUGAAGUCGAUGUUCUCUGUUGGCCAUUCCGUUCUCCCUCCCCCCACCAAAUCUGAAAGCCAUUUGAGACAAAUUAACAGACCAUUUAAAUAUAUUUUUUUUUCAAGGGAUACUGCAGUUGUGAAGCAAUAAGGUUUGAGACUGAUAUGUGGAAACCAUACUUACAAGUCGUUAAGUAGAGUAGAUUUCCCAGUGCUGGUAAGAGUUCUUUAAACCUAUUAUUCUAUAUUUGAAUAUGUGGAAAAAA